AUGUCUAUCAUUCUCGAUCCCCCGGAGCUGGGCUUUCAGCGCCCCUUCAACCGUGAGGUGUGCCAGAUGUUACAUUUGAAGAACGAAAGUGCGGAGCCUGUUGUGUUUAAGGUCAAAACCACCGCCCCUAAGCACUACUGUGUACGUCCCAACUCGGGCCGGAUAGACCCUGGCAAACAUGUCGAUGUGCAAGUUCUGUUGCAGGCCAUGAAGGAGGAGCCUGCGCUCGAUGCCAAGUGCAAGGACAAGUUCCUCGUUCAGACUGUCGCGGUCACUCGUGAUAUGGAGUUCGCGAAUGUUACCUCGAUUUUUGAGAAGGCCCCCAAGACAGCACUCCAAGAGCGCAAAAUUCGUGUGAACUGGCUGGCCGCCGAGGAUACCCCAGCCGAGGAACAAGGAGUCGAGCCGACUGGCAAUGUACCGGAUGAAGAGCCUCCUUCCUACACUUCUCCGAACCCCAACUACCAGACUCCGGCUGCUGCGCUUACGAAGAGCGCCAAUGACACGUCACCCAUCCCACCGCCAGAUUUCAGCGACAAGACCAUGCGGGAGGUUUCUAGCCCUCAGACUAUCGGAAGCUCGGCCACGUCGUCAAAGUCACCCGUUGAAACUAGCGAAGAUUUGAGAGCCCAAUUGUCCGAAGCCAACUCGCAAAUCUCAGCAUUGAAGGAGAAGUUGGCAGACCAGGGUUUGAGACAGCGAAAGAUCGGAGCCGAAGUCGAGAAGGCGCCUGCGUCAUUGGCGCAACAGCAACCACAGUCCGUGGAGGCUGGUGUGCCUGUGCAGAUGGUGGCUGGUCUAUGCCUGCUAAGCUUCUUGAUCGCGUACUUUUUCUUUUGA
Messenger RNA from Aspergillus saccharolyticus JOP 1030-1, 840 nucleotides. Its product is annotated as putative integral ER membrane protein Scs2. The record is from RefSeq and is a predicted model, not a curated record. Bases 1 to 840 code for a protein of 279 amino acids. The transcript is spliced from 7 exons. Gene Ontology annotation, molecular function: FFAT motif binding. Gene Ontology annotation, cellular component: endoplasmic reticulum membrane; plasma membrane. Gene Ontology annotation, biological process: endoplasmic reticulum membrane organization. Lineage: Eukaryota; Fungi; Ascomycota; Eurotiomycetes; Eurotiales; Aspergillaceae.